Micropterus dolomieu (smallmouth bass) is the source of this 5288-nucleotide messenger RNA. Its product is annotated as zinc finger protein 444-like. Lineage: Eukaryota; Metazoa; Chordata; Actinopteri; Centrarchiformes; Centrarchidae. Gene Ontology annotation, cellular component: nucleus. The coding region runs from base 189 to 1706 and encodes 505 amino acids. The record is from RefSeq and is a predicted model, not a curated record. The transcript has 4 exons.
UCGCACCUCAGAGAGCCACAGCGUCGUUCAGCCCAUUAAAGACGGCAGACAGUGUGAUUUGCACGCUGAGCUGUUUGCAUGUCACCAGUCACACCUCGGUGUGUGGAUCUGUUCACGCGCGUGCACCGCACAGCAGCAGCCGCCAGCCUCGCGCAUCUGUCCGUCCGAACAGACAGACAGAGCUGGCGAUGAUGGCGGACUGCGUUGGCUUUCAAGCGCAAAUCGCCUCGAUUAUAGAGAUACUGGCCAAUUCGGCGGUGGCGGAGAUCUGCAAACUGGUGGACGAUGGCUACGCGGCGCUGCGCUCCCAGAUGGACCAGGAGCGGGAGAAGAGCGAGAAGGAGAACGAUGCCCUGCGGCAGAAACUGCGAGAAAUGGACGUGAAGAUGCGGAGCUACGAGAGGAAGAUGAGGAGACGGAUUCAGCGGGAGGAACUGCACACCGUUCAUUUUAGGCCGCCCGAAGGAUCUGACGACCAUCAGCCUCUGGUGUUGCCUCUCCAUGCUGCCUCUGAAGACAAACCCUUGCAUCGCAUUUCAAAGCUGCUUUUCACUGUAUCACAGCAGGAGGAAACCAAGGUGUUGCCACUGGUGAAGCAGGAGAAAGUGGAGAAAGAUGACUGCAACCUGGACCUAAAGGUAGAGGUCAACAUCAGGGCAGAGUGUGGCCUGUCUGCUGCCCUGGAGCCCAGUGAGGAACCCCCCUCCUGUGAUAUUGUUCUUGACACUGGUGUCACCACCUCCUCCACCCCCCAGCCCUCCUCCUCCCCAACUGACGCCUCAAUGGACCUGACCUGCAGGCCUCGAGCGAAACGUAAAGCCACCAAGCCUCUGGUUAACAGUUUGACAGUCGGCAGUGGGGGGGUCCCAGCCCCUGAGGCUGCUCGCAGUGACCUUGGAAGGAGCCUUAGAGACGGUGCUCUAAAACCAGAGAUCCAGACAGAUGAUACUACAGAAGAUGAACUUCAUUCCUCUCAGCUGUCAGCCCCUGUAGCCUCAGAUGAGCCCAGCCCUGAUCGCCUCAACAGCCUGGAUCUGGCUUGGAUGCAGGAGAGGGUCAGCCAUCUUGGUGCAGCGUAUGCAGUAGCACAACUGGGUAUAGGGAACUCAGAAACUGGCCACCCCUCUGCCUCCUUCGCCUCGCAGGGAGGAGGAGACAGUCUAGAUGGCCCCCCAACCAUGCUCUUUACAAGUGGCGCUCAUGAAAUGGCUGCUUUUGCUGCCUCUUUCGACAUGGCCGCAGCCGCCGCCGCUGCUGUUGUUGCUGCACCACCUCUUCCACCUGCUCCUCCUACAGCUACAUCUGCCACCACUACCAGCCAGAGGCGGCCUUACAGGAGCGGCGCUGCUGCUGCUGCUGCUAAAGAACCUGUGGUGUGUGCUGUGUGCGGGCGUGUCUUUCCCAGUGCAGCCGCCCUGGAGCUGCACCAACGGGUACACACAGGGGAGAGACCCUACACCUGCCCCCACUGUGGAAAGGGCUUUGCCCAGCCCAACAACCUGCGGGUCCACCUCCUCAUCCACACCGGGGAGAGGCGUUAUCGAUGUACGCUGUGCGGGAAGAGUUUCAUCUCGUCCAGCCACCUGAAGAGGCACCGCACAGUCCACACGCAGGAGAAGCCCUACAGCUGCUCACGCUGUGGACAGUCCUUCAGCCAAAUGUGUAGCGUUCGCAGACACCGUCAGCAGUCCCAGUGUGGCCUGUAGGCUGACUGCUGGAUGAGGUGGAACCUGGCAUCUGGAGGUAAUCCUUGUGUAGUUUGGACUCUGAAGGGUGAAUGAUUGAAAUCUCUUCAUAUGGGAAUUCUAGCAUCUAAUGUAAGCACGAACAAAUUAGAAGCAAGGCUGUAUCCUGGCACACAGUUGCUAUUUGUUCUAGAUCAAAGCAGUAAUAUGGGAUUUUUGUUUUUAGGUUGAUUUCCACUAAAGUCCCAUCAACCUUUUCUUACUCCUUGCUUCAAACUGAGAGAGGAUCCCAGAGUGGACUGUAAAAGACUGCCGGAGACGGUGUUGAUGACACUUAAUCCAUCUAUUUGUUAUCAAAUGAUCUUGUUUGUGACCGACUAUCUGGUUUCUAUAGCUAACAGACAUGAUCCAGUGGGAGAGGGUCAUGGCACAGCCAUAAUCAGUGUACCUGGACUGUCCAUUGACCAUCCUGUGAAAUAGAAUGAACAGAACCAUAUUUUGUGCACCCAACAGCUCUCUAGUAUUAGUAUUAAAUAAUAACUUCUGUGACUUCUAAAACCAGAUUCACAUUUUCAGACACUGUUUGUUUUAGGACUGCUGGCACUACAAGAUUUAAUUUCUCACUCAGCAAAGUGUCGAUAUGAAAAGAUAGCAUGUUGCCUCAGUAGAGUUCCCUGGAAGCAGGGGGAACCUGCUAGCUUAGUUAGCCUAGCUAAGUAAAAAGGGAAACCGCUACACAUUCCAACAACUCCAAAACUGUCUUACUAAAAUGUUUUAUGUAGUCAACAUACUUUAUGUAGUAAUGAAAAAGUAGAAGCAGGUUUCUGAGAUGAACAGUGACAAAGUCCUGUUAGGAAAGUCGUGCAACUUGGCAGCCAUCUUGGCAACGCCUCCGGGCAGCUAUUUCGGACUAACAAGACCAGGCUCCUAUCUGAAUGAAUUGGGAGAGAGCCAGAACUGCAGUUUUACUGGUCACUGGGACAUAAAAACUACAUGAACAGAUUUUAACAGUUUCCCGCUUUGUGCUGUUAAAAGCAGACGACUGGCUUUCUAGCGGGAGGGGCGUGAUAACCGCUAUCUUUGCCGUUACGGGCUUUCCCCAUAGAGUUGUAUUGAGGAUGUGAUUGAGUGGCAUGUCUCCUCUAAAUUGUCUCUGACAGUGAAACACUGCAUUUUAAAGUGCAAUCUUCAUAAUACGGUUGACAUUCUUAAUCACCGUCUUUACUGCCAAUGAACCCAACCUUGAAAUGUCAGUGUUUCCCAUACAUGGAUUUAUUUGUGGCGGCCUGCCACAAUAUCAAUACUGACCGCCCCAUAUUGGAUUUUUUUUUUUUACUAUUUAAAAUGGGUAAACUCAUACUUCACACUAGAGCUGCGCGCAGUGCAGAUAUUCGCUCAGCAACCCCUCUCUCUCUCUAACACCGUAGCCACUUUCAUAGAGAUCCCAUAAAUACAGAAAAAAACCCUGCCAUUAUGCCACAUUUGUUCAUUCAUAUGUCUGCGGUAUAAUCCUGCAGCCAUGUGUGCUUUCCCAUGGUGAUCCGGCUUUCUGAAGCCAGCAUUCAACACUUGUGUAAUCCAACCAGGCAGUCUGAAAGCAAACAUAUAGAGCUGAGGUGGGCCGAAUAUAGCUUGACUGCUGAACCCCCUAGUGGCUAGCCACCUGAGAGGGCACACACCCGUCACUCAAAGCGGCCCGCCCUUAAUUAAGCAUAACUUUAAGCCUUGAUAUAAUUUAGAGGGUUGAGAUAUAUACAGUGCAUCUGGAAAGUAUUCACAGUGCUUGACUUUUUCCACAUUUUAUGUUACAGCCUUAUUCCAAAAUGGACAAAUUUCCUUCAAAAUUCUACAAACAAUACCCCAUAAUGAUAACAUGAAAGAAGUUUGUUCGAAAUCUCUGCAAAUUAAAAAUAAAACGAAAAAAAGCGGAUGUACAUAAGUAUUCACAGACUUUGUUGAAGUACCUUUGUCACCAAUUACAGCCUCAAGUCUUUUUGAGAAUAAUGCUACAAGCUUGGCACACCUAUUUUUUGGGCAGUUUCUCCCAUUCUUCUUUGCAGGACGUCUCAAGCUCUAUCAGGUUGGAUGGGGAGUGUCUGUGCACAGCGAUUUUCACAUCUCUCCAGAGAUGUUUAAUUGCGUUGAAGUCUGGGCUCUGGCUGGGCCCCUCAAGGACAAUCACAGACUUGUCCUGUAGCCACUCUUUUGUUAUCUUGGAUUUGUGCUUAGGGUCAUUGUCCUGUUGGAAGAUGAACCUUCGCCCCAGUCUGCUCUGGAGGUCCAGAGCACUCUGGAGCAGGUUUUCAUCAAGGAUGUCUCUGUACAUUGCUGCAUUCAUCUUUCCGUCAUCUUGAUCUGACAAGUUAUGUAUCGUAUUGACCAGGUGAUGAGCGGCGCCUGGUUUCCUCCAGACAUGACGCUUACCAUUCAGGCCAAAGAGUCAAUUAAUCUUCAAUCUUUGUUUCAUCAGACCAGAGAAUUUUGUUUCUCAUUAUCUGAGAGCAAACUCCAGACGGACUGUCAUGUGCCUUUUACUGAGUGAGGAGUGACUUCCGUCUGGCCACUUUACCAUACAGGCCUGAUUGGUGGAGUGCUGCAGAGAUGGUUCUCCUCUCUACACAGAGCUCUGUCAGAGUGUUCUUGGUCACCUCCCUGACUAAGGCCAUGCUACCCCGAUCUCUGUUUGGCCAGGCGCCCAGCUCUAGGAAGGGUCCUGGUUAGGGAUCAAAACCCGAAAAGGUGUGAGCUUAUCGAUACUGCUAUCGAUACUGCUAUCGAGACUAGCGGGUCCUACAACGUAACGUUAUGUCUCGAGAGUCAAAUCUGAUUUAACUUGGCUGGGCGGUAUAUCGGUAUAAUGAGGUAUACAGAUAUAAUUUCAAAAGAGCGUUUAUACCGAUAUAGUUUAAUGUUGAGUUAAUUAUGUUUCCGUAACAUCUUGCCAGCAUUUGCUCAUCUUUCAGUCCAUACACAUACACUUUACUUCAGCAGGUCCCGCAGGUAUAUUAAUGACCACCCAGGUGUAUUUGGCGACACAUUGUAGCAUUUUUCAGAGAAACAGAGUUAUUACGUUAUAAGUCGUGGCCGACACAAUGUACCAUAAAAUUUUAAUUAAUUGCUGAGUCGCCUAGCCCGUUUCCUGGCCUGGUGUGGGAACACAUUUUGACAAAUAAACGCAGGUCCCCAUUAAACGCCUGGUCUGGCUUUUAUAGAAGUUCUUUGGAUGUAUAAAACCUCUUAAACCCCGUGUGGUCACCCGCUUUAGCUGCUUAAAUCGUUAAUACAAAUUUUAAUGUUUAAAGGUAUUAUCAAUAGCUUAUUUCAUUAUGAACAUCGUUACAUCGGUUAGAUUCUGCACAAUUCAACAGUUAAUUUAACGGAAACAAGUCCCAAAGUCUAAUUCUUAUAGAUUUACCUGUGUAACCAGCAUGGUACAAGAGAUUUACAAAAAGAACUCCCGUUACCUAUGAAGCACUCGUUAAGUCCAAAUGUGUCCGUUCCUUGAUUAUUAUCUUCCUUUAGUCUGGAAGGGUCCACCCAUCAAAAGAAUCAAAACAGCUUUUCAUAAAAAUUAAUCUAAGUUGUGAAUCUUGUCAUGUGAAG